Nerophis lumbriciformis (worm pipefish) is the source of this 3204-nucleotide messenger RNA. It is a transcript of the gene mis18bp1, whose product is annotated as MIS18 binding protein 1. NCBI's taxonomy places the organism in Eukaryota, Metazoa, Chordata, Actinopteri, Syngnathiformes, Syngnathidae. The record is from RefSeq and is a predicted model, not a curated record. Gene Ontology annotation, cellular component: chromosome, centromeric region.
CCAAGAUUUUGAACAGAGCGCGGUUAGCAUAGCAGUCGUGUGCUCUGUUCGCGAAGCACAGAGUGGGUGUGGGCCUGUGUUUUUCCAAAAAACUUCACGUUCGAAAACUCAUGGCGGUGCCUUAUUAUGUUUGGCGACGUCCAAGCAGUGAGUUUAAUUCUCCAGCUAAAUUGUUCGCCAAGCUGAAAGCUAAAGCAAGUACAAAAGUGAUGCACGCCAACGAGGGAGCCUUAUUCGAUGAAGAGCAGACGUUUGAAGAGGAAUACGGAGAGGAGCUGAGUCCAACACUGAGCAUCACUGAUUCUGAUAGUGUUUCGAAAGGAAAUGUUCUCAACGACACUACCAGGUAUGGUCAAGUGAAAGCGCUGACUCUUUCGCCUUUAAAGAGUCCAGAUAAACGCUACUCGAACAGACGGGCAGUGGACAACUUGCAUGUUACAGACACCGGAAAUGGAUUCAGAUCCCAACACAACAAACAUCCCAUGGAGUCCACUGCAAUGUUUAGCCGUGACAUUUACGCAGAACCAGUCCCAUGUUCUAGAAACCUUGAGACCACCAAGACUCCAGUGAAGAGAGCGUUUAAAGAAGAAUUUGCUCCCGUUGGCACCGCCAUGCUUUCAGACACCCAUUUUUCCCCCAUGAAGAAGAAAUUUAAGACAAACAAACAUCUGCUGCCAGAGAUGAAUGACAACACCAACAUGGAGGACCCAGAGAGUGAAGAAAUGUAUCUAUUCGCUGCAAGCCAAAACACACGUAAACAUCUGCAUCCCCACCCAAUAUCCCCAAGGAUGAAAAGAGGCGCCGUGUUCACGGAUAACCUCAUGUCCCCUGCCAAGAUCUUUGCCUACAUCAAGGAGAGAGAGAACAGAAAACUGAAAGGGAAAUACCGUGACACAUGCAGGGAACCCCUGAAUGAUGGAGGCGACAGAUGUCGAUCCCCUUCUCUCAGUUGGAAGAAGUUCGAUGAAGACAAUGCUCAAAGUGAUUCGAACAGUAAGACCCCAGUGACCAAGACUCGAGUGAAGGUUGCCAGCUGCCAGCCAGACACACGUCAUCCCAAGGAGGCUGCUUCCCCUGUUGUGGCGUCGGAACCUAUUUUGCUGGAAGAUCCAAUUGUCUUUAAAACACCCCGCAUCGCCAUCCCAAAGAAACGCCAGGCUGUGUUCAAGAACAAGCAAUGGCCAAAGCCCAAAGAAAACACAACCAAUGAGGGUGUGAUUUAUCUUAAAAAAUGGUUCCUGAGGAGGAAUCGCAAAGGCAUGUUUGUCGAUGGAAUCCGCUUAGAGGACAACAUACAGUGGAACAGUAACAUCAUAGUAGAGAGAUUUUCCAACACCGAGCUGAAGACCGUCUCUGGCAGGAUUUAUAGCUUAGUGGGCAAGAUGGAGAUGGAUGUUAAAAAUAGGUUUCCCAUGUGGCUUUUGAGGAGGUUUGUGAAUGGAUUUCCUGUUAACUGGAAGGAGCUUUACGAGAAGUUUCUGUUCGAGUUACAAGAAGAAAAUGUUGAACCAAAAAGCCAAAUUACCAGGACAGCAUCAGAGACAUCUGCCCUCAUACAAACAAGGAAACGGCCGAAGAAAUCUCCUGUUAGGACCUCGGAUUCUUGUUUGCCUUGUUCUUCUUCCACAAUAGUGUCUCGCAGUGGUCGCCUGAUAAAGCCACCCUUGGAGUACUGGAAAGGAGGCAGGGUCAUUGCGGACGCAGACAUGAAUAUUACUGUCUUUGAAGGUUACAAUACACCCAUCGACUACCCCGUGCAAGUCUCUUCAGCAAAGUCCAGUGGAGCACCUCAGCAACUUUCCCAGGCUUUACAAGACUCUACUAAAAGUUGUCAACAUAAGUUCAAAAGUGAUGGCGAGCCGCAAGCACCACUGAGGAAAGUCAAAGCCCCAGUCAGCAAACAUAAUGUGAAGCAAGUUCAACCUGAGAAUAAUCUCUCUGUUUUAACCCGAGCUGCCAUGAAGAAGCAAAGCCAUCCCACCACCAGCUCUGAUAAACAGUCAAGUGAUAAAAAAAAGCUUCCAUUUCAAAGGGAAGCCCAAAAACCUGCUGUGUGGAGCUCCAAAAAGAAGGCUCACAAAGCUGAGGUGCCUCCGCUUAGCAUCUCACUGAGAAAUCGAACCAUUGCUCAGCCUCAGAUUUCUGAAAAUGCCAAACUGUCUGAGUCUUUGGAAGACAAAGACGUGUUUAUUGGAAAAAAAACAAAACGGGACAAGAGGCAGAGAAUCAGGAAGCUCUCAGCAUCCAAUCCAUGCCCAGAGAAAAAACCUAGAAGGGCAGCCAAAUCGCCAACAACUGUCAAUGUUGCACAGACAAAAACUGAACGUCGCAAAAGCAAACCUACACCACCCGCAAAGUUCAGCAGAGGCAGCGCAGCGCAGCCUCACGCCCAAGAUGCACAGUGGACGCAGGAUGAGCUGGAAAAACUGCAAAAGGCUGUGUCCAAGUAUCCUAUGCAUGCUUUGGGCUACUGGGAAAAGGUGGCCAUGAUGGUUGGCACACGCUCUGCAGAGGAGUGCCACAAAAAGCACACGCUCAAGAGAAACACUACACCCAAGAGCACCCAUAAAACCAAAAAGGAAAAAGCAGGAGUGCCAAAGGACCAUGCUUCCAUUCCAGACUGUCCUGUAAUAACUGCAAAAGUCGGCACCUUAAGGAGAAAACAACAGGUGCGUCACUUCCUAGAGAACAUGCCCAGAGAGGACAUGGAAGAUGCUUUCAGCACAGCAUACAUGCAGAAUAAACGCUUAGAGGUCCCAUCCAUAGGUUCAGGUGACGACAUGGACUUAACGCUGGGGAAUGUGGCGCCUCAGACUCCCAUUUCAUCAGAUUUCCCUGAAGUGAAGACUCCUAAUUGUAUCACUCCUGGAAUGAUGUUCUCUCCUCACAGGAGCAACAGUGAUAAGUAUGUUUUCCAGCUCCAGAAAAAGAUGAAAAGAAAUCGCUUCAAUGUUGCCAAACGAGUUCCAACAAAGAGCAUCACACCCACACCAUCAGUCAAACAAACAGAGAAAAAAUGGGAAAACACAGAAAAAGACUCCUUUGUCGUUCGGGAGAUGUUUCCAGACAAAGCUAGUAUGUUGUUGGACAGCGGAGAAGAAGAGGACUUUUACUUUUCAGACGAUGACCAAAACCUCAUGUUUCAAAAACGCAAACUCUAAUUAUGUUUACGAAAAGUUAGUGAAACUACAGGAACAUUUUUAA